AUGUCAAACAUAUCCACAAGGAGCAACUGCACCGAUCUUGUUUCUUUGUCAAACACCGAUCUAGCAAGAGUCAAGCGAGAAAACAGACGUCAAAGGCCUAUUCAAGCCAACAUGGGCGAUCAAGGCAACAAUGAAAACAUGGCUGUCGAGCUGCAACAGCUUCGACAGCAAUUGGAGCAGCUGCAAAAGGCGCAGCAAGACAGGGAGCAGCCACAGCCUGCUAUUGGAGACAAGGACAGUCUGCAUGCUUACUAUCAAAACAGGGCUGCGAUUGCUCCUCCAACCAUUCAGAGGCAAGACUUUGAGAUCAAACCUCAGCUGAUCACAUUGGUGAAGCAGCAUCUCUUUCAUGGCCUUCCUGCUGAGAUUCCGAUGGACCACAUCGAGAAUUUUGAGGAGAUUUGCAGCACGACUGGAUCAAAUGGGAUACCAGCCGAUUUUUUGAAGUGCAAGCUUUUUCCAUUUUCACUUGCGGACAAAGCUUUGCGCUGGCUGAAGUCAUUACCACCUGGGUCAUUGACUACAUGGGAAGAGUGCAGAUCAGCAUUUUUGGACCAUUUCUACACUAAGGCCAAAACUGCAGCUCUGAAGAACAAGAUCUCGUCAUUUAAACAACAACCUGGUGAAGCUUUCUGCGAAGCUUGGGAAAGGUAUAAGGAGUACCGAAGAGAGUGCCCUCACCAUGGGUUCUCUGAUGAGCAGAUUCUGUCAACCUUUUAUGAUGGUGUCAACUGGGAUUACAGGAAUGCUUUGAAUGCAGCUAGCAAUGGCGAUUUCAUGACUAAGUCCAAAGAAGCUGCUUAUGAGUUGAUUGAGAACUUAGCUGCAAGCUCCAGCAACAAAUCCCAAGAAUAUGACAGGUCUAGCAAAGCAGUUCAUAGUGUGGAGUUGAGCAAGAUCGAUGAGCUUACAGCAAAGGUGAAUCUGCUGUUGACAGAGAACCAGAGAUCUGUGCAUUUUGCUGAUGAGGUUGGUGAUGCACCUCUUGCUCAAGAGUUUGUAGAUGCAGAGAAUGAUGAUCAGAUGGAGGUGAACUUCGUGAAUGGACAAGGGUAUGUGCAGAAUCGCAGCUUCAACAACUUCAAAAACCACCCGAAUUUGUCCUAUAGGAGAAACAAUGUUGAGAACCCUCAGGAUCAGGUCUAUCCACAGCAAGGAGUGCAGAAUCAGUCAGGAAUUCAGAAGAACUUCUCCAGCAACUUCCAAGAAAAGCAGUUCAUCACCAAUCAGAAUCGGUUUCAAGGUGGAAGUCAGCCGAAGUUGCCUUUCACAAGUCUGCAGCCUUCUUCGAGUUCCUCAAAUAACUCGUAG
Molecule: messenger RNA, 1311 nt
Organism: Eutrema salsugineum
Lineage: Eukaryota; Viridiplantae; Streptophyta; Magnoliopsida; Brassicales; Brassicaceae
Exons: 1
Coding region: 1-1311 (436 amino acids)
Source: RefSeq, a predicted model, not a curated record